CGCACUGUAAAUCGUUCCCAAAAACCACCGCCUGAGUACAGGCUGCUGCAUAUCUUUGGGACAAGGAGGAAAAUCGCGGUGAUGGGAGAGAAUGAUCGCUACCGAAGGCCGCUAUCGUCGAGGCACGGUCUCAUCUUAACAUCCAUCUCAUUCUUGGCGGCGUUUUCGAUCCUCGAGUUUUAUGGAAAGCUUCAGAUAUUUUUCGAUGUGAAACAAACGUACUAUGCUAAGUCCAAUUCCACCAACAUUGUGCACGGGACCAAGGAAGUCCUUUCCAAAGGCUCUGACAAUCUAUCAACGAAAGACCAUUCUAUUGGUAUUGGGAAGAACACAAUCGACGAGCCAGAAACGCCCGACACCGGAUCGACAAAUACUGCACCAGGAAUUGACGGCGUGGAAAUCAUCGACAAACCGCUCCAGAGAGGAGAAGAAAAAUCACUAGAAGUUGCGUGGUUGAUGUCGUUCCCCAACAGCGGAACGACGUAUACCAAUCAUCUAAUACAGGAUUACACCCGGACCACGACGGCUACAAACUAUGGACAAGAGCAGGAUACCAAAAACGAAACAAUAUCGAUUUUUGCAGACUCUAUAGAUGGUCCCUUCUUUCGUUAUCCGACCUGGUCGUUGCCACCGAAGUUCAUCCUUACCAAAACGCAUUGUGGCGGAGAAUGCGAUGCGUGUCAGACUCCGGGCAGCAAACAAUACAACAACACGCUGGGUGCCUUCGAAGAAGCUUGUCGCAGCGGGAAGCGAAUAGUCAAUAGAACGAAAGUGCGGACAACAUACUCUUCGGAUAUUCCCAAGAGGGCGGUUCAUCUAAUUCGUGAUCCGUUCGAUAACAUUGUGGCACGAUUGCACCUCAAAGAACGACGGUGGGCACGCCGGAGCAACGACAAGAAAUACGAGGAACGGGUCGACCGAUUCAACAAGACAAAAGAUGGAUUCCGGGCCUAUUGUCGUUUUAGGGACACCGAUUCCCUCAAGCAGGAGAUGCGCCAACGCGUUCUGAGCGAUGAGUUGUUGCAGUUUGCGAAGAACAUUCCCUGUUAUGCAGAAUUCAUAACCUACACUCAGUGGCACAACCAUGCGAUCGAUCUUGUCGCAAACAAGAAAAUGCCUGUGCUGACCUUGUUUUAUGAGGAUUAUGCUUCGAAUUGGGAUGAAACGGUGAACCAAUUGCUUCGAUUUCUGGCGCUGAGUCCAGCCAAAGGCGCGAAAGCCGAAGAAUUUAUUCUUGGAAAGCACUACGACGAAUUUUACUUCGACGAGGAAAAAUCGAAUGCCACGAAAUUGAUUCGAGCUCUGGCAUCGCCCGAAUUAUGGGAACUGUUGCAACGGUACUUGCGUUAGCGAACCCUUUUGCCAACCAUCUCGAGAAUUUUGGGCUCUAGAAUCUCGACCACGGAUUUGUCCUCUAUCGUCGGCGAUAUUGUGUAGGUUUCACCGUUUGCGAUUUUCGACAUCAUGCCCCUCAGAAUCUGUUCGAGGCGCGGUUGAGACGUGMAAGGGAAAUCGUGAGACGAGCUUCGGAAUGCCACGCACUCUGUUUCACACGCGAAAAGCAAGCACGCAACGGACGUACCUUUCCCGACCGCGUCUUUGGCAGACCACACUCUGCUACGGAAACGUUUUUGAAGGCAGCCACGGGGCCUACUUUCUCGCGAACCAUUGCCACGAGGUCGUCGCAGAUCUGCUCGUGAUCCGCCGGGUCCGUGCCCUUGGUACAAACCACAAUGCCAAAAGGGAGGUGGCCCUUGAUGUCGUCCUUGACGCGGAAGACUGCACAAUCCGCAACACUUGGGUGCUCCAAGAGGACCUCUUCCAUUGCUCCCGUGCUUAGCCGGUGGCCCGCAAUAUUGAUGGUGUCGUCGGUCCUUCCCAUGAUAGAAAUAUAACCAUCUUCGUCAAUAAAAGCUGCAUCGCCAGAAUCGUAAUAACCCGGAUAUUUCUGCAUAUACUUCUCAACAAAACGGGCAUCAUCUUUGUACAGAGUCUUCAUAGACCCCGGGGGCAAUGGUGUUUUGAUUACCAUAUUUCCUAGUUCGUUUGGAGCUAAUUCAUUACCUUCAUCGUCAACGAUCGAUAUUUUGAAUCCGGUUACCGGCAAACUGCAAGAACCAUACCGGAUAGGCACCCUUCCCAGUCCAGUAGCAUUCCCUACAGCCGGCCAGCUAAGUGAAAAAAA
Pseudo-nitzschia multistriata is the source of this 2185-nucleotide messenger RNA. Lineage: Eukaryota; Bacillariophyta; Bacillariophyceae; Bacillariales; Bacillariaceae. The record is from the annotation of a GenBank genome assembly.